UCUGCAUCGCUCGGAGACAACCAAUCAGAUCCACUCGUUUUCGCCGAAGCUCAUCUCGGGCAAAAACAACAGCCGUCUCCUCCUUUCGUUUCCGGUUAGCAUCUUUAUCCGCAGCACCAACUUAACCUGCUACAUGUUACAUUGACGAAAGCAUUUGUACUCGGUCGAUUACAUGUUUUUACACCUUAGUGUCCUUCUGAAGAAAGCGGGAAUUGGAGAGCUAACGCGCUGUUAGCUGCCAAGCUGCUAGCUAGCUAGCUAGAAUCGGCGAUCCCGGGAGAGAAAGAUGGGGUCCGUCCUGAGUCGCAGAAUCGCUGGUGUUGAGGAUAUCGACAUCCAGGCCAACUCGGCCUAUCGAUUUCCUCCCAAAUCGGGGAAUUAUUUUGCGAGCCACUUCUUUAUGGGGGGGGAGAAAUUUGACACCCCCCAUCCAGAGGGAUAUCUUUUUGGAGAGAACAUGGACCUGAACUUUCUUGGAAACAGGCCAGUGCAGUUUCCAUAUGUGACGCCGGCACCCCACGAGCCGGUGAAAACCCUGAGGAGUCUGGUCAACAUUAGAAAGGACUCUCUGCGACUGGUCAGGUAUAAAGAUGACUCUGACGCCCCGGUGGAGGAAGGUGAAAAACCAAAGGUUCAGUAUGGUGUGGAGUUCACCUUUGACGCUGACGCUCGGGUGGCCAUCACCCUCUACUGCCAAGCAUUUGAGGAAUUCUCCAACGGCAUGGCAGUAUACAGCGCAAAGAAUCCAUCGCUGGUGUCUGAAACUGUGCAUUACAAGCGAGGCGUGAGCCAGCAGUUCUCCAUGCCGUCUUUUAAAAUAGAUCUCACCGAGUGGAAAGAGGAAGACCUGAACUUUGACCUUGACCGGGGUGUGUUUCCUAUGGUGAUCCAAGCUGUUGUGGACGAAGGGGACGAUUGCCUCGGACAUGCUCACGUACUUUUGGCAGCGUUUGAAAGACACGUUGACGGCAGUUUCUCCGUCAAGCCUCUGAAGCAGAAGCAAAUUGUGGACCGUGUGAGCUACCUCUUACAGGAGAUCUAUGGGAUUGAGAACAAAAACAACCAGGAAACCAAGCCCUCCGAUGAUGAAAACAGUGACAACAGCAACGAGUGCGUCGUCUGUCUGUCGGACCUGCGAGAUACGCUCAUCCUGCCCUGCAGACAUCUGUGUCUCUGCAACUCCUGCGCCGACACCCUGCGUUACCAGGCCAACAACUGCCCCAUCUGCAGGCUGCCCUUCAGAGCCUUGCUGCAGAUCAGAGCCGUGAGGAAAAAGCCUGGUGCUCUCUCGCCGGUGUCCUUCAGCCCCGUUCUGGCUCAGACUAUGGACCACGACGAGCACUCGAGCACCGACUCGGUUCCUCCCGGCUUCGAACCAAUCUCCCUGCUAGAGGCUCUGAAUGGGCUGCAGUCGGUGUCUCCUGCCAUCCCACCUGCCCCCCUCUACGAUGACAUCAACUUCUCCGGGGGUCCGGGUGGAGAAGGCAGGCAGCUAAGCUCCCCGGAGCAUCUAAGUGAUGGAAGUCUGCAGAAAGGCAAAGUCAGCAAGUCACCUGACAGCACCCUCAGAUCUCCAUCCUCCCCCAUCCAGGAAGAAGACGAAGAGAAGCUGUCUGAGGUGUCCGACGCUCAGCCACACACGCAGCUGUCCAGCAGUCCCGCCCCCACUGACGCAACCGCCACCGAGGACGUGGCUGAAUCUCUGUCUCCCGAUGACGAGGACAGGAUGCAUUCUGGAGGAGACCACUUACAGGACUGCAGCAGCGAACACAGCAGCUUGACCAAAACGGAGAGCGAGCCCGCGGGCGUCUUGUCCCUGCCAGCUCUAGGUCCUGAUUCCUGCUCUAUUGGUAUGGCGGAAUAACUGUGGGUCAUCCGAGUCAACGGAAAGCCUGAAAAGUCAGAGCACAAACAGCUCCAGCCAGCCUCUCCUGUGUCCCACAAGCAGCCUUCACAUGGAAGAUGAGCUCCUCAACCCCUGACUCUGAUCCGUCCUCCACCCUGGCAAACAUCAGAACGGAUCACCCGGUCCCUCCUGUUUCCUCGUGCCCCACCGCCCAGUCUUCUGCUGGACUGAUCAGAGCCGACAACCGGCCCGGAAAGAAAGUCCACCAGGACUAAAAAGGUUCAGGCUUUACAAAAUGAAUUUUUACUUCCGCAGAGAUGUUCUUGGUACCGACCGAUAAGAUCCCUCCCUGGCUUAGAAAACAUUUCAUUAAGAGUUGUGGUCUCGUUUUGUGGAUUCCACAGUAACAUUCCCACCUGUCAUGGUGGUUUUAAGCACACUUGCUUUAAAUCAACUUUAUCAAACACUAACUUCAUAAGAAUUUAUAAAUACAGUUUGUCUAGAUAUCGUAUUCAUCAGUGAAAUACAUUAAUGAUGUGGGAACUUAUUUUUACAGUAAGGCUGAUUUGUUCAUUUCAAGUGAUUUUUGCAUUCCGGCAAAUCAUUUGAUUCCAUUCCUUAAAAACACAACGAGAUGAGUUUACGCUUUGUUUUUAUUUUAUUUUAAUGACGUGAUAUAAUGUACUAGAAUCUUGUGUAGUUACCUCCAAAUUGUAUUCUUGCAUAUUGCGUGGAAAAGAAUAGAUUCAGUUAACAUGCACAUGGGAUAAUCAUUAAGAGCUACAGAUUCACAGUCUAACAGCUAAACUCAAAGAUAUCAAACGCCUGCAACAAGCAGCUGACUCACCUUUGUUGCUCAGCCAGCUCGCUGUAGAUGUCGCAGAUGUCCGUGCGGUCGUUUUCUGUCUGCUUAUGUGGCGUAGCUGCGAAAAAAAGUGUGUGUGUGGUGUUUGUGUGGCUGCGAUAAAUCUACAUAACAUGGUCCUUCACGUGCAAAUAGAUCUCUGUGCCUUGAAUCGUUAUGGCUGCCCGCUUGUUGCAUCGGACAUUAGUGUUUGUACAAAUGCUACAAUAUCAAACCGUUUUCCUCCCGUAGAAAGGAUUUUAAUGCUGAUGUAUAGAGCCGCCUUUUUUCUAUCGCAAACUUCAUGCUAUUGGAAAAAUGUCUCCUCUCAUAGUUGUUGCAUUAUGAAAUUGAACUCUUUACUAUCUUAUGGCCAUUUAUUAAUUAUGCAUUUAAUCGUACUACUUAGGUUGAAGUGGAUGUUUGAGCGGAAGGACCACAUCCAAUGCAAUAAUUGCAAACAUGGCAUUUUAAUAAUCGGGCUGGCAUUUGCAUGUGAAUUUGUAGUAAACUUUUAAGUACCAUGGUUAUUUAGUCUUUUCCCCCUUCUCUUCUGUGCCAUUUGAACUUAAUACUGUGCCUUCCUGUUCCUGUUCUGACCACUAUUAACCUGGUAUCCAGGAUCCCUCCACCGCAGGUGGUUGGUGGCCGUCUGUAGAAUCAAUACUGUUUCUCCUUGUGUGUAUAGCAGCAUGUGUAUCACAAUAAAGAACAAAUAUUCAGCACUUCA
Gasterosteus aculeatus aculeatus (three-spined stickleback) is the source of this 3420-nucleotide messenger RNA. It is a transcript of the gene mgrn1b, whose product is annotated as mahogunin, ring finger 1b. Gene Ontology annotation, molecular function: ubiquitin protein ligase activity. The record is from RefSeq and is a predicted model, not a curated record. Gene Ontology annotation, cellular component: nucleus; plasma membrane; early endosome. Gene Ontology annotation, biological process: protein ubiquitination; endosome to lysosome transport; negative regulation of G protein-coupled receptor signaling pathway. NCBI's taxonomy places the organism in Eukaryota, Metazoa, Chordata, Actinopteri, Perciformes, Gasterosteidae.